CUGAGCACGCGUACACUUUACUUUGCAAAGAAAUGUGGGAAUUAAAGAAGUUUUGCUAAGGUUUCGACGUUCUUUCUAGAAAAUAAAUUUCAAGUAAUCACUACCACCAAAUUUUUUGUCGGAUAUUAUGAAUUUAACUAUUGUAAGAUACGUGAAUUCAACAUGGAGAAAUUGAAAAUAAAAAUCUCCGUAAUACUUCGGUAAUCUCGAAGCCGCGCCGAACGGAAAUCCAAGAUGUCGCCAAAUACUACUAGAGCCAAGUAUAUCUAAUGAUUUGAAUGAACAUUAUUCGAUAUGAAGAUAACUUUACUGAGCAUUCAGUUCAAACUAAACUUUUAUUAGUUUGUCUGGUAACAAUCUAACUUUCUUUUUAUUAGUAAUAUGAGAGCAGAUUAUUUUUUAAUUUUAUCAUUUGUCAUGACUGCAGCAUCUUAACACAGGCAUUAACUUAAGCUGAGAAUAGCAUAACGCCAUAAGUUAAAGUAACACUAUCUUUUAAGUUUAAUGUUAGUAACUUCAGAUUUUUGUUGUCUGCCCCCGCUAUAUAUACUCAACUGGUCGAUUUCAAAUAAAAUGGGUUUUUCAGUUAUGUAAACUUAGUUAUGUUUUCCCAAUAGAUAUUCCAUAAUAAAUUAACAUGGGACACGUGUGCUAUUUCCCUUGAUAUUUGAAGUUUGCUUUAGCUUUCCUUGUGAGUUUGAUUGUUUUUGUCUUCACGUUUUUCAUUUAAAUUUUCUUUUGUUUGUUCUCCCAUGUAAAAUUGUAACACUUGUUCUAUAUAAAAAAAGUAAGUGGUAUGAUAAGCUUUUUUAUCGACAUUUAAACUAAUGUAUAUGCAGUAUGUCAUGUAGGCAAAUUUGAUUUAAAAAACAAACAAACUAAGCUUUGUAGUGAAUCACUUGUUGGGUCUCUUACAGUUCUGAUUCCCACAGGAAGAAAAAUAAAAGUAACAAACUAAAGACAACUACGUAGCACAUUGUAUACUUACAAAGAUGCAUUAUUUUGAUUUUGUUAAUAACAAAUUAUAUAAACGUUUAAUAACAGAAAUAUGAUGUAUCUUUGUGUUCACAAAUGUUCAGUUAAAUUAAUGAAAACCUGGAAUUACUUAUGUGGAAGAAAAUUGUAUGUUUCUUGUUUUAGUAUGUAUGUGUGUCCAGUAGUUUUAAACAUAUUGUGUUACAAAGAAACAAUAUUAACUAGUAAGAGUACUUAUUACUGCACUAGUCAAAAGUUGAAUAAUGCAUCUAGAAAUCUAGAUUAUCUUAUUGCAAAUCUACAUGAAAAGCAUAAAUACAAAGAUAAAACUGGUACAAACUAUAAAAAGAAAACUGAAAAGCUUUUGAAGUGUCACCCAAAAAUGUUUCAACCUAAAGUAGAUAAAGCUUGUGAUGACAAGCUCGUAACUCUACUCAUGAUGAACGAACCAGAAAAAGCUGCUGGUGAAUUAGAAUACUAUUCUAUUGCUUCCCUAUAUCCAUCCAAGAAAACACUUAAGCGUCUUGUAAAAGUCUUAACAUCCAAAGGAAAUGUGGAAGAAGUCCGAAAAAUUCAAGUGAUUUGUGAACAAGUUUAUCCUAAUGAAUGUAAGUGGAAUAUAGGAUUUCGACAUUAUGUGGCAGAGGCAUUAUGGAGAAAUGAGCAGUACGAAGCAUCUGUUCAGUUGUUUGAGAGUAUUCUAUUUGAAUAUCCCCACAAAAGAAUAAAAGUUAGCAAUAUGAUAACUUGUUUGACUGAUCAUUUAAUAGAAAGAAAUUUAGAAAAAGAACUUGACUUACUUGUUGAAAUGGUAAAACACUGUGAUAUUAAUCAUGUUGUGGCAGAUGUGUGGAAAAGGUUAUUUCUCAGCGACUUGGUGAGGCAUCAGCGAAUGGGACAGAGUAUUUUGGACGAAUAUCCAAACGUUAAGGUCUGUGUUUGUAGACACUUUCGAAAGUAUAAUAUCUACAGCAAGAGAGUUACAGUGCAUCAGUAUUCUUCAGAGAUUGGUAGAAGUGAGCUUACAACUGGAAACUCGAUCGUAUUAUUCCGAAGUCUUUAGUUCUUUGUUGGAAAUUCAGUGUGCAACCGAUGAUCUUUUUGGAGCAAUGGAGACAUUUCGUCAUGUUUACCAAAAUGGUAUUGUCUUAAAAGGAGAGACGUGUUACAAGUUUGUUUAUUUUCUAGGUGCAAAAAAACUUAGGGUUCCUCAAGCUCUGUUGCAGAUGAAAUAUGGUCCACCAAAACCUGUACCACAUGAAAAAAUAAAAUUCCCAUUUUGAGUUUA
Molecule: messenger RNA, 2263 nt
Organism: Limulus polyphemus (Atlantic horseshoe crab)
Lineage: Eukaryota; Metazoa; Arthropoda; Merostomata; Xiphosura; Limulidae
Exons: 2
Coding region: 1049-2038 (329 amino acids)
Source: RefSeq, a predicted model, not a curated record